Messenger RNA from Falco peregrinus (peregrine falcon), 8446 nucleotides. RefSeq names its product chromosome alignment maintaining phosphoprotein 1 (gene CHAMP1). The transcript is spliced from 2 exons. The record is from RefSeq and is a predicted model, not a curated record. Gene Ontology annotation, biological process: attachment of mitotic spindle microtubules to kinetochore. Lineage: Eukaryota; Metazoa; Chordata; Aves; Falconiformes; Falconidae. The coding region runs from base 4794 to 7664 and encodes 956 amino acids.
GAUACUACUCCACGGUUUAGACAGUUAGAUCUAAUUAAGAGCUGAUGUUGGUGUGUAAAAUUGUCAUUCUCUUAGCAGAGAUGGAAAUCUUGAAAAUAGUUGCAUUUCUGUUCACUUUGUGUUUCUUAAGUCAUCUGCAUAUGCAUCAAGUGUUGUCACUUUGCAGCUCUCCUCUGACUUGAACCUCUCCUCAAAACGGAACCACGUUAAUACAGCCGUUUCCUGCCUGGAUCUGGGGUCUCACGUGUUCUCAAGCGGAGCUCGCCAUUUCAGUGCGGGGUCAGGUCAGGGUAUUUGUGCCUUUUUAGGUGUGUAGUUAUUAAGUUCAGCGAUAGUUGCUGACAGAACUUAGCCCAAAUAGAUUGGCUGGUAGCUGGGAGUUCAAUUGUGAGGAUGCGUUUAGAUUCCUGUGGACGCUGCUGGAUUAGCAGCAGCGUAGCGCUGCCUGCCUUGUUCACAGUGCAUUGGAAGUGACCCCCUUACCUGCUGUUUGUGUUGUGAAGUCCCUGCUCUGCCGUGCUGUGAGGACGUUUUGUGUGCAGCUGCCUCUGGGAGCUAAACUUCUGUUUCUUGUCAGUCACAACAUGGGGAUGUAGCUUCAAGAGAAGCAUCAUGUUGCCACCAGGCUGCCAUUUACUUAUUGGCACUGCAAGAACAUGUCAUUUUUCCUUUUGCUUAAACACAGCAAUACUCCGGAUCUCCUCCUGUUAGAGACAGUGAUGCAGCUGUAUCCAGCUUGCUUGUGCUGGGAGCUGACUUUGCCAUCUACCCUCUUUGCUGAUAGAGGUUAUGGCUGAACUGCUUGCCUGCAAGAAGCUUCCAAGGCUUAUGAAAAUGCCAGCCUACCUGUGUAGCAACUGAUACAGGGAAUCCAAUGCGGUUGUGGGGAAUCACAGAAAAUAGAGAACUUUCUUCUUGAAGUCUUUCCCAACUGUGCUGGCAUCAUUGAUGUGUGUUGCAUGUCCUCAUUAUCUGUUUGUGUCUCACCAGGCUUGAUUCUUUAUCAAGAGGAAAAGAGAUGCAGAUCCUUCUGCCAGUGAGAACCAAGAUGGUCUGAUUUUGAAGAAUGAUAUGACAGACUACUUGUUGCUGUGUUUUGAAUUCGUACAUGUAAUGCUACAAGCGAUCUGUAAUUUUCUGUGCUCAUAGGCAGUCUAGAUCUUUAGCUUUGAGCCUUUGGUUGCUUCCCUCUGGCACUGCCUCAUGACAAUCACAGCUUAUCCACUGUAGAGGAAAAGCGCAGGGAUAUAUUAAAUGUUGCAACACUGGGUGUAUAAUAUGUUUAUUAAAAAGAAACCUGAAAUGAGUAGUAGACGUGUAGCUAUGAAAUUGGAAUGGAGUUGAGAAGUGGAGACAUCUUGUUAGCUGCCAUAGUAGGUGUUGUGCCAUCCCCUGGUUGAAUUCUUUCUUGCACACAGUAUUUCCUGCACAUUUCUUUCUACCACUGGGAGGUUUUUGAGAGGCUGUAGGAAGUACAGCUUAAUCUUUAGUGGGAUCCUCAUGAGUGAUGGGAUGCCGAAUCCAGGAAUUGGGUCUGAAUUGGCUGUAAGUGCUGGCUGGGAAGAUACCAGGAGGUCUGUCUGCUCUGUGCCUUAGCUUAGGCCACUCCUACUGUUCAGCCUAACAAGAGCUCAACAGAGAUUGCUAAUGCUGUUUGACUGCUCUCUGUGGUUGCCCUGCAAUAUACGUAGCUGACUUCAGAAUUUGCAGUUAUCUCAUUGCAUCUGACUUCUUGGGUACUUUUUCUUUCCACCCAGUUAUGACUUCAGCCUCUUGAAUGCUGAGAAUCAAGCAAGAAAAGUAGUGAUGGUUGUUCUUUUCUCAGGUGGCUAUAUGUCCUCAUUACUGAUCCUUUUCCUCAGCUGUUUUUCUCUUCUUCCUAUGGUGGAGGAGGUUAUGGCCAGAACUGCAACAUAGGGGACAGGAAUUGGUGUAAGGAUCUUCAGCAUCUUUGCGGAGAGAGGAAAGACCUGGUGGUAGGAGCCUUUGUAUGUAGGUUCUAGACAUGCAUGAAAGAAGGGGGAUGGGGAGAGGUGGUUGAUGGAGCAGCAGUAGACACUGGUGUGGUCCCACUGCUGAGAUCUCUGGGUCUGUUCAAGCAGCUUUUAUUUAACCUGAGUGAUGGACAUUGGUUUAUGUCACUUCAGGUCAGCAGAAACUUUUAGUGAAGCUAAGAGCCGAGUUGGUGCUGAUGCUGUUGGCUCUGCUUGAUAUCUGUGGAUAUAAUGAGCUUGUAGACAGAAGCACUUACCUGUUCAGGUAGAUUUCAGUGGAAAUAUUCAUGUCUCAGGAAGACUCUGAAUGAGCCUUGGCUGCCUUAAGCUAAAGUUUAGUAUUGCAAACUCCAGCUCCUUAGUUGAAUCUUAGUACUUUGUCUUGAGGUGGAGAUAGGAUGCAAACACAGGACAAGCAUAAAUGCAGGGCUUCAGGUUUCUGCUGUAAUUGUAAUGUGUUCUCAGAAUAGGUAAGCAGUUUUGUUGAACUAUCUGUGUUUGUUUUCUCAGUGGUGCAGCCAUGAAAAAUGAGAAAAGUGGGAGGGGACACAGAAACAGUGGUUAAGGGUUGCGGUGUGCUUGGUAGUCUUAAAAGUGGCAUGCAGCACGAGCCUCAGCUGUAGCCACUGUUGCAUGGCAUAUCCUGUAAUUGUGAGUUUGAGUGAGGUCUCUCUGCUGAAGUGUCCUUUUUACAAAACAGGUGGGGUCUCGCAAGUGUUCAACAAAACAGUGGCCUGGUGCCUACACAGCAGUUAUCGUACUUGGAUGGGAGGCAGCUUGUUUGUCUCUCCUAGGAGUCUUCAAGCAGGCUUGAGAGAUACUCCAGUGGCCAUCUCCCUUCUGCUGUGUUGCAUGCAGGACCUUGUCUCUUGUCAUGACAACUUGGAUCUUCAUUCUGAAAUUCAUACUUUUCUUCAAAGGGCUUCAGAUGGCUGGAUUGAUGUUUGGACUUAGUAUUUGGUCAAGUUCUCUGCAGUAUGCAUGGGGCGUCCUGCCAGAUGGAUCGCACCAGUUACUUUCCUUACCCUUUUUAUGGGUUUGAGUUGGAGCAGUGCAGAGGGAGGUCCCUUUGGCGUCUGUAGUAAAGCAUUUACACAGAGGAAGCGUGGUCCAUCAUUUUAGUGCUGCCAAAAAGAUACCACUGAGCACAGAUUACAUCACAGUUCAUGCAGGCCCAAAGCCAUGGGGACCUGGUUAUUGAGCAGAUGGUUUCUAGCCUGGCUGCCUCUGCUGACGUGGGCCUGUUAAGAAAACAGUGACAUGCUGUUUCUCAAAACUUUCACCCAACUAGGCAAGGCAGGAUUCAGUGCGAAACAAGUUCUGAUGCAGGAGUUGACAGCAAAGAGAAAUGUGAAGCAGACCGUUAUCUGUGUGACAAACUUGAGUAUAGAGGAGGGCAGUAAUCAGAGCAAGCUAUGCAGAGACAGUGGCAUUUGAGCUCAAAGUGAGAAGGGAUCAGGAGGGAUUGACAGGAAGAAUCUUACAGACUAGCUAUUCAGAUAUGUGCUAAGUGAACUGGCAACAUUUCAGAGUUUACUCCUGCAGAAGUGUUUCAACAAAUUUGAAUUGAUAGCAUGAGUUAAUAGUGGCUCAGCACUGUUCAAGUUUUGUAUUCUGUUUUAAAACUAGAUUUACUAUUCCAUGGAGUCACAGCCUAAGGUGCUGCAGUACUAAAGAGUUGUCUUGGCUCAGUAGCGUGCCUCAGUUCAGUAGAGGUUUCAACAGAAGAGGCAGUUUCUUCAGUGACUGCCAGCUACAGUGUGCUGAAAUUACAAAAUUAAAUAUGGUGAGUGAUGGCAGUGUGAGAGAAAGUAACCCCAACUCUAUAAUCUUAUUUCUUAUGCCAGAGGCUUGAAUGUCAACCUUUGGAUGUCUGGAGAUGAAAAUGAGGAAGUGCCUGUAACUUCUCUGUUUCCAGAGUAACCUCCUGGUCAAAAAAGCUUAGCAGCAACCUGUACAAUUUUUGGAAGGAAGCCAGGGACCUUUUCUUCUCACUGUUGCAUUUGGAAAGAAAAUGGAAAUAUCCAAUGUAAAGUAAGGUAGGACUGAAUAUAAGGAGAGGAUGGGAGGUGAGGUGAAGUGUAGUUGGGAGGAGUGAAUAACAGAAAACUGCAGAAAGAGCAACAGUUAGACAUGUAAAGAGCAGAGAAAUUAUGAAGAGGGUAAAAAAGUUUGUUAGGUAAACUAUGAUAAAUUCAGUUUGGAAAAGCCUUUUUUGGUUUUCUAGGGAAAAUAAGAUGGACAAAUUCAGGACUACCACCAAUUUUGGAAGUGGCAAAUUCCCUUUCAAUCAUGAAAAUGUGAUAGUGCUGUAUGUCCUUAUUGUCCUAAUUAUGUUCUGCUGUGAUCUAGUUAAAAAAUGUAUUUCUUUAGCUCAUAUGAUCAAUUCAGAAUUUUGGCUUUCAAGUUGAAAUCUGCCUUUCUUUCCAUCGCCCCAAAUCCCCCAACCAAAAAAUAAACCCUCAUUCAUAAAGACUUUUAGGUCUUUUGCAGUGUUAAGAUGUGGCUUGCUUUGGUUUUUUUUCAGUUGACAAUUUGUUUGCUAUUGCAUAGUUGCAGGCCACUGAAGACUACUGUUAUCUUUCCAUUUUGUUUUGAUCUUUUACAGGAAUAUAAGGUUUGUUAUAAGAUGUUGGGAAGUGUUUUGUGGUGAACGCUGGUUGCGGUGUGGACUACAUUUUGAUGUGUCUUUUGUAUGGUUGCUGAUAAUGCUGGGGAGCUACAACUUACACCCCAAAGGAACUGAAGAUUCCUCUUUAAAAGGUGCAGUGCUGUGAAAACUGUUACUGACAAUUGAAAAUGGACAUGUUGCAGAUCCUACGUAAAACCACAGAGCGCUUAGAGUGUGAUCACUGCAGCUUCAGAGGAACGGACUAUGAAAACAUACAAAUUCAUAUGGGUACCAUACACCCAGAGUAUUGUGAUGAAAUGGAUGCCGCCGGUUUGGGUAAACUUAUAUUUUAUCAAAAAAGUGCAAAACUGUUUCACUGCCACAAAUGUUUCUUUACCAGCAAGAUGUAUUGCAACGUAUAUUACCACAUCACAGCACAGCAUGCAGCACCUGAGAAAUGGAAUGAGGGGCAGAAAGAACAGGUAGAAGGAGAUUCAGAUUCCUCCAAAAAAAGUGUUGCAUUGGAGCCACAGAAGCCUACCCUUUCCCCUGAGUCACGCAAACCUACUGUUUCUCCUGAGCUCCCCAAAUCUGAACCUGUUGUUUCCCCCAAGCUUCAGAAAUCUUCAGUGUCUCCAGAGCCCCAGAAGUCGGCUCAGGCAACUUCCUCAGAGUCAGAGAAGUCAGCCCAUGCCAUGUCCCCAGAUCCAGAAAAGUCACCCCAGGCCACAUCUCCAGAUCCAGAGAAGUUAGCCUCAGCUGUGUCCCCUGACUCUCAGAAGCCAUCUCCUGCUGUGUCCCCUGACUCUCAGAAGCCAUCUCCUGCUGUGUCCCCUGACUCACAGAAGCCAUCUCCUGCUGUGUCCCCUGACCCACAGAAGCCAGCCCCGGCUGUGUCUCCAGAGCCUCGUCGGCAUUCCCCGGCUGUGUCUCCAGAACCUCGUCGUCAUUCACCAGCAAUGUCUCCAGAGCCCCGUCGCCAUUCUCCCGCUGUAUCACCGGAGCCUCGUCGCCAUUCUCCCGCUGUGUCUCCGGAGCCCCGCAGAUACUCCCCAGCUGUGUCACCAGAGCCAAAGAAACCCACUCCAGCAGUAUCCCCUGAACCACGAAGGUAUGCCCCAGCUGGCUCUCCUGAGCCCCGAAGGCAUCCUUCGCAAAUGCGUAGGCCUGCUUCUGCUUCUUCACCCGAAACCCGGAGGCCGCCUCCUGCAGUUUCGCCAGAGUCAUGGGGACCUGGUCCGACUGUUUCCCCAGAGCCGUGGAGAUCCACACCUCACGAGGUGCAGAAGUCUUCCACGGUAUCUCCCUGGGCUCCAAAGCCUGCCAUGUCAGUGUCUGUAGAAUCCCGGAGGUCUGCCCCUGAGUCCCGAAGGCCUGGCCCCGUUGUGUCGCCAGAACCUAGGAGGCUUGUUUCUGACUCGUGGAAAUCUACAUCCUUUUCUGAAUCCCAGAAGUCUACUCUUGUUUCUUCUGAGCCAUGGAAACCCAUCUCAUCUGUUUACCCUGAAGGCUGGAAACCUGUUCUGUCCCCUGACACGUGGAAGCAUUCUCCCCCUGUUUCUCCUGAUCUUCGGAAGUCUAGUCACACUGUUUCCUCUGACUCUUGGAAGCCCUCUUUCUUUCCUGAGGUCCGUAAGCCUGGCGCUUCAGUAUCUCCUGACUCUUGGAAACUCUCUGAGUCCCGGAAGUCUAUGUAUUUUUCUGAAACUCAGAAAUCCACCUCUGCUGCUUCGUCUGAGGUUCAGAAACGGGCGCAUUUCCCUGAACCUCGGAAAAGAGCUCUGUUCCCAGAGUCUCGUAAGUCUAAUCCCGCUGUUUCUGCUGAUGUCCAGAAACGUGCUGUCUUUUCUGAGCCCCAGAAUCAGGUGUCUACUUCUGCUGUUUCUGCUGAAGGCCAAAAACAUGCCCUGUGUUCUGAAGCCCAGAAAGCAGCUAUUGUUUCUUCUGAAGUCCAGAAGCAUGCCCUAUUUUCUGAAGCACAGAAGCUCGCCCCCAUUUCCUCUGAAGUUCAGGAGUCUGUUUCCUUUCCAGAGUCUCAGAAAUCUACUUCUCCUGAAAUUCAGAAACAUGGCCUAUUUACUGAGUCCCAGAAACCUCUUCCUUCUGUUUCUCCUGAGACCCCCAAACAAGCUGUUUUUACCGACUCCCAGAAAUCUACUGUUUCCCCUGAUGUUCAAAAGCAUGCUGUAUUUUCUGAGAUGCAGAAGCCUGUUGCUGCUUUAUCCUCUGAUGUCCAGAGACAUGCUGAAACUACUGUACCUUCUGAAAUCCAGAAGAACAUCCUGUUUUCCGAGUCUCACAAGUCUGCUCCAGGUUUUUCCUCCGAGCCCCAGACACCUAGUGAGUCUGGUGAGAGUGACUUUCUUUCUCACAGUUUAGAUGAUCAGAAACCACUGGAUGAUUUAUUCUCACAGGAUGAACAAUCAAUAUUAGCCAAAGAAUCACCAGAAGACAUGUUAUAUUCAUGCCCAAAAAAGAAGCCGAAGAAGGAAAACCAGGAGAACUCGGACUCUGAACUAAAUAGCAGUGAGUGCGGAAAAACAGAGAUGGACUCAAUGGAGAUAAAGGAGCAAGAAUCCAACAGUGACCAAGAGCAGUAUGAUAUGGAGUCAUCUGAUUACGGCAAAGAGAGCAAAAUAGAUGCAACUACUCCCAUGCAGCCACAGUGCGUGCUGCAGUUUACUGAAGAGAAGGAGGCUUUCAUCUCUGAGGAGGAAAUAGCAAAAUACAUGAAGCGUGGCAAGGGAAAGUAUUAUUGCAAAAUUUGUUGCUGUCGUGCAAUGAAAAAAGGUGCCGUCUUGCACCAUUUAGUUAACAAGCAUAAUGUUCAGAGCCCAUACAAAUGUAAAAUAUGUGGCAAAGCUUUUCUCUUGGAGUCUCUUCUUAAAAACCAUGUUGCUGCUCAUGGUCAAAGUUUGUUGAAGUGUCCGCGUUGUAAUUUUGAAUCUAAUUUUCCCCGAGGCUUUAAGAAACACUUAACCCAUUGCCAAAGCCGUCAUAGUGAUGAUACACCUAAAAAACACUUGGACAGCUUUGAACCUCUUGAAGAACAGAUUUAAUCUGUUUUUUCCCUUGUGCUAGAAAAGCUGAAUUUACAGAAGUGUUCAAAAGUGUUGCUGUAUGUUAACAGAGUAGUUUAGCUGAUCUGACAAGUCAGAAGAUGCAUGGUUUAUUGUACUAUGUUUAACUUGUCUUAUAGCUGUAUUACUGAAAUGAUCUACUUUCAAAAGUAAUUUUAAAUACGUGUUCAUGUCUUUGUAUUACCCAUCAGUAGAGUCAUAUUUUAUUUUUCCGAUGUACUAUGUUUUUGAAACCAAAAUGGAUACAAAUUAGUUUUGUAAAGAUUUGUAAAACAUACAGGCAAUUAAGGACUGGAGUGACAAGCAAUCCAUAUAUUCCUGUGAAGACUGAACUUGUUUUUUCACAUUUGUUAAAUGUUGUAUUUUUCAAAAUGUUUUUAUCAAAUUCUCAGAACUAAAAUUCUCCCCAAAUUGAACGUGAAUGAGCCAGGCAUGAGAAACUGCUAAUCCUUCUGGAAUAAUUCCACCCUGAGGUUGUAACUGAGUAAAUGGUCAUUUGUUGGAAAUCUGUUGCACUCUGACUGACUUGUCUCGGAUUUGGAAGCAUCCAAGGUACUUAUUUUGUGAUUCUGUAUUUUGGCCAUGUUUUAAGCAUGUACUAAUAUACGUUAAAUUGAUGGAUUAUUGCCAGACUAUGUAUAGCUCAACACUUUCUCUUGAUGAUUCAGAUGUUUUUAUCAUCAGAAAAUCCCUAAAUUUCUUGUAUUUGGUGAAAUGUCAUGCUUUAAUGUUUUAACAAUAAAAAGAAAACCAAACAGGCA